AUGGAGACUCAGAGCCUAAGUGACUUGCCCAGCACCCGUGGCAGGCCUAGAAGAGCACUCAGCGGCUGCUGGAUAUUCUGUGUUGAGGGCCUCGCGCCUAAGCUGGACCCAGAGGAAACGAAACAGAAGCUGUGUGAAGAUGUGCGCUCCCCCCUACAGAACUUCCUCUUCUACGUGGCCUUGCGGGUCACUCCUUUUAUCUUAAAGAAAUUGGGCAGCAUGUGA
Molecule: messenger RNA, 225 nt
Organism: Choloepus didactylus (southern two-toed sloth)
Lineage: Eukaryota; Metazoa; Chordata; Mammalia; Pilosa; Megalonychidae
Product: mitochondrial import receptor subunit TOM5 homolog
Exons: 2
Coding region: 1-225 (74 amino acids)
Cellular component (GO): mitochondrial outer membrane translocase complex
Source: RefSeq, a predicted model, not a curated record